GUGAUGGGUGAUUUUCUGUACUCCAGUUCGGUUCUUGCGAACGACUCAUGCGUGGCCAAUCCGUCGCUGCUCGAUACGCUCAGCAUCAAUAAUCUGCUGAACAUCAAGCAUUUGGCGGGGACGUCUGGACCGGAUAUGGCCGGCACUAGCAUCUCGGAUAGCCUGGGCACGAUCGGUGAAUCCUCAUCCUCGUCGUCCUCGGUGUCGAUGGGGGAACGUACCAAGACAAACGGUAACGGUGGUACCGGUUCCAAAAUGUCGGCUGGCGGAAGUUCAUCGGGCUCGCUAUCGUUAGGCGUUGGCACGGGUGGUUCCAGUGACGGGCCGGGAGGUUUGCUGAUGGCAUCGAGCGUUGCUGCUGCGUCCAGCUGUGGCGUGGGAGGUCUUUCGUCAGUGUCUAGCAUCAUUACAACGGCCAUGUCGUCGGAUGGUUGCUCUUUGUCGUCCGUGUCGGCGGCUCGCGAACUUUCCAUGGCACUUGGCUCGGCGGCAGGUGCGGGAAGUGUCGGCGAAGCGACGGUCACUUCAUCGUUGCUGAACGGUGGCAGCAUUACAUCGCCCUCGAUAGUGAACCUUGGCGGCCACGGAGGUUUGAAUGGGAUGGGCAACGGUACCGGCAGCAACUCGAACGGCAACCACAACAGUGCGGGCCACAACCACAGCAAUAAUGGGGGAAGCAGCGCUAGCAGUAUAAACAGCAGCGGCAGCAUGUGCGUGAAUGGAAAUGGGAAUCAGAACAGCGCCAACAAUAAUCUGCUCCUGGACAGUGGAUCCGAUCAGCUGCAGCUACAGUCCGUAGCGGAGGAGCUCAGCCUGAAGGCGACCGAUUUAAGCUGUCUCGGUGUCACGUCCAACCUGAUGAACGGAUCAUCGCACAUCGGUUCAUGUUUAGCACCGAGCGGGCUCGGGUUCGGCACAUCGCCAGACCAUUCCAGCCCAUGGUCGACCGGUCCGGAUGAAACGACGUCUGGUCAGGGCAGUUCCGGUAGUGCUCACCUGUCAAUGAAUGGAUUGGGAGCGUUCCAGAAUUUCUCAAGCAAUCUCUACAGUGGUGCCGUUGUGGCGGCCGCCGCAGCUGCUGCAGCCGCCGCUGCUCAGCAGCAACAACAGCAGCACCAGCAACAGCAGCAACAGCAGCAGCAUCAGCAACAGCGCCGUGCCAUAACGGCUUCCCAUGGUGGUUUUCCCAAUCAUCAUCACGGCAUCUCGCCGAGCGGAUUAUCCGUGCAUGGUAAUGCAAUGCUGCAGCAGCAACAGCAGCAACAACAGCAACAGCAGCAGCAACAAAAUCAGUAUAAAAAUUCGUACCCUUCGUGGUCUAAUCCGGGCCCUUGGUCACAGCAACAAUCCACCCAACAGCAGCAGCAGCAGCAGCAGCAGCAACAGCAGCAACAGCAACAACAUCAUCAGCAGCAAGUACAUCAGCAUCAACAGCAACAGCAGCAAAGUUCGCUGUCCUCUUGGAAUCGUGGCCGUUCCGUUUCGAGCCUCAACCCAUCGGGACUCGGUCCGAACGGGUUGCACUCGCGCAAACCUCCACACCAGUCCGGCAAUCAGUCCCUCUCACCGUACGGUAUCGGUAAUAGCAGCCAUCUGCAGCAAUCUCACCACCAUCAGCAGCAACAUUCGCAUCAGCAACAGAGCCUACAACAUCAGCAUCAUCAGCAGCAGCAACAGCAGCACCAUCAUCACCCGUCGCACCAUCAGUCGAACGCACUGCAGCCAUUACAGUCGAACCUUGCCAACUCGCCGUCACGCUACAGGCGCAGCACUUCGUCUAUUCCAUUCCCCAACAAAUCGUCCCUCUCCAUAGCUGCCACCGGUACUGUUGGUGGUGGCGGCGGCGGUGGUGGAGGUGGCGGUGUCGUUGGUAGUGGCGGCAGUGUUGGUGGCAUCGGUUCCGGCGCAUUUCCUGGACCGCUCGACGUCGUAUCCGGUAUCGAUGAGAACCGUGAUCCAUUCCUGUCAUCGUAUCAGGACCGCACCGGACUGAGCAACGGGUUGGACAUGCGCUCGCUCGAGCACUGUCUGAGCGACAUCAUGCGAAACGUCGGCGAAGCAUCGCAGCCGGAUCAUCUGAAAGGAUUUUUAAACUGCAACACCAACACCCUACAAUCACUGGCACAGCUACACGGAAAACUCGAUUUCCAUGAAUUCAUCCCAGGCAAACCAUUUUUCGCGGGACUGGACGAACACCUGAACGAUGAAGAUGGCAGCGGUGGCGGUGGUUUUAUCGGUGCCAACCAGAUGCAGCUUAACUCGCCGGCUAGAUCUUCGCCACACUCCAACGGGUCCGAAACGACGGAACGUUUCUCGCGGAAAGUGUUUGUCGGUGGUCUGCCACCGGACAUCGAUGAAGAGGAAAUAACUACAUCAUUCAACCAAUACGGAGAUCUCAUCGUCGAUUGGCCUCACAAAGCCGAGUCUAAGUCAUACUUUCCUCCCAAGGGGUAUGCAUUUCUUCUUUUCCAAGAAGAGCGCGGUGUGCAGAAGCUGAUCGAAACGUGCGUCCCGGACGACGACAAGCUCUACAUCACUGUCUCAUCACCGACGAUCAAGAACAAAGCGGUUCAAAUCCGUCCCUGGCGGCUAGCGGAUGCCGAUUUCGUGCUGGAUGCUUCGAUGCCGCUCGAUCCACGAAAGACCGUCUUUGUGGGUGGUGUACCGAGACCGCUGAAAGCUUAUGAACUCGCCAUGAUAAUGGAUCGUUUGUAUGGUGGUGUAUGCUAUGCCGGUAUCGAUACAGAUCCGGAAUUAAAAUAUCCGAAGGGCGCUGGACGUGUCGCGUUUUCGAAUCAGCAAAGCUACAUUGCUGCCAUCUCAGCUCGCUUCGUCCAGCUGCAGCAUGGCGAUAUAGAUAAACGUGUCGAGGUGAAACCGUACGUUUUGGACGAUCAAAUGUGCGACGAGUGCCAUGGUCAGCGCUGUGGAGGAAAAUUUGCUCCCUUCUUCUGUGCCAACGUUACUUGUCUUCAGUAUUAUUGCGAACAGUGCUGGGGUUUGAUUCACUCGCGCGAAGGCCGCGAAUACCAUAAGCCCCUCGUUAAGGAGGGUGCAGAUCGGCCCCGGGCAGUGCCCUUUCGUUGGUGUUAACGUCAACAGCCCCGAUCAAUAUCAACUGCAACUGCUAGGACGGCGACGUCGGCGCGGACGGGUAGUGGAGCUGGCGGCAAUGCCAUCGGUUCACUCGGCUGCACCAGCGCACCCAGCGAAAACCUUACAUCGCUAUCC
Anopheles maculipalpis is the source of this 3231-nucleotide messenger RNA. It is a transcript of the gene orb2, whose product is annotated as translational regulator orb2. Gene Ontology annotation, cellular component: synapse; neuron projection; nucleus. NCBI's taxonomy places the organism in Eukaryota, Metazoa, Arthropoda, Insecta, Diptera, Culicidae. The record is from RefSeq and is a predicted model, not a curated record. Gene Ontology annotation, molecular function: translation factor activity, RNA binding; mRNA 3'-UTR binding; ribosome binding. The transcript has 10 exons. Bases 4 to 3093 code for a protein of 1029 amino acids. Gene Ontology annotation, biological process: negative regulation of cytoplasmic translation.